AUGGGGAAAGUGGAAUAUGAUGUAAUCUUGAAUGAUGCCAUUAUUGCAAUAUUCAAGCCAGGCCACGUGCACCGAAAAUGGAGUUGUGAAAUGUGGUGGAAAGGGGUUUUUGGUGAGUUGAUGGACUUGGAAAGCGUCGAGUGCGUGUCAUCCUCGGAUGGCAUGGAUGAGGAUGAGAUCCACACCAAUCAUCAUCAUUCUGAGUUUUCUUCCACAAAGCCUCGCAAUGGAGGCACCAAUAACGUUAAUUCUGUGGGCCCCACCGCCCUUGCUCCGGCAACCAGCGUCCAUGAGUUGCUGGAAUGUCCUGUGUGUACUAAUUCAAUGUACCCACCUAUUCACCAGUGUCACAACGGUCACACACUGUGUUCCACGUGUAAAACAAGGGUGCAUAACCGAUGUCCCACUUGUAGACAAGAGCUUGGAGAUAUUAGGUGUCUGGCACUGGAAAAGGUGGCUGAAUCACUUGAACUACCUUGCAAGUACUUCUCCCUUGGGUGUCCAGAAAUCUUUCCAUACUACAGCAAGCUUAAGCAUGAGACAGUGUGUAACUAUAGACCAUAUACUUGCCCUUAUGCUGGAUCGGAGUGUUCUGUUGUCGGGGAUAUUCCCUUCCUUGUUGCUCAUCUAAGGGACGAUCAUAAAGUGGACAUGCACACAGGUUGCACAUUCAACCAUCGUUAUGUGAAGUCAAAUCCGCGUGAAGUAGAGAAUGCAACCUGGAUGCUCACAGUAUUUCAUUGUUUUGGCCAAUAUUUCUGCCUUCAUUUUGAAGCGUUCCAACUGGGCAUGGCACCUGUUUACAUGGCAUUCCUUCGUUUUAUGGGCGAUGAGAAUGAGGCUCGGAAUUAUAGCUACAGCCUAGAGGUUGGAGCCAAUGGUAGGAAACUCAUUUGGGAGGGUACACCACGGAGUGUUCGAGAUAGCCACCGUAAAGUUAGGGAUAGCCAUGAUGGGCUCAUUAUUCAAAGAAAUAUGGCCCUAUUUUUCUCUGGUGGGGACAGAAAGGAGCUGAAACUCAGAGUUACUGGAAGAAUAUGGAAAGAACAACAGAAUUCGGAUGCCGGUUUAGUUCCAAUGGCUGAUCUUGUUGCUCCAGUACAGGGGGUUUCAACCUUAAAGAAGGCAUAG
This is a messenger RNA of Sphenostylis stenocarpa, 1131 nucleotides long. The record is from the annotation of a GenBank genome assembly. NCBI's taxonomy places the organism in Eukaryota, Viridiplantae, Streptophyta, Magnoliopsida, Fabales, Fabaceae.